Messenger RNA from Auanema sp. JU1783, 1104 nucleotides. Lineage: Eukaryota; Metazoa; Nematoda; Chromadorea; Rhabditida; Rhabditidae. The record is from the annotation of a GenBank genome assembly.
AUGAGUUUUGCCGAUGCAUUCAAGGAUGUCAAGUCUGCCGCUGACAUUCCACAAGAGCUUGCACAAUGCAUGUUUGCAGGUGGAGGUUUUUUGAUUUUAAAAGACUUCCCCAUUGGAGGAGAAUUCGGAAUCGAUUAUAAAUCCUGGAAUGUAGCCGAGAAGUUCUUGGGAGUGAAAAUGAUUCCUCCCGGAGUACAUUUCAUUUACUGCAGUGUGAAAGGAACUCCACGAAUCGGAUUUUUCCACACUUUCAAAGCUGGUGAGAUUGUUAUUAAGCGUUGGGAUACCAAAGAUGAAGAUUUUGCUAAUGAGGAGGCGAGCCAGGAAGAGAUUGAUAGGAUUAGAGCAAACUUAAGGAACAUCGAUCGCAAUUUGGGUCCUUACCCAUUCGAAAACUAUCGAUCAUGGUUCGCCCUAACUCAACACGUCAAUGAAAGCACUGUUAGACGGUUACAUCCAUUGAAGGGUAGAAUCACAGCUCAAGCUGAGUUGGUCAGCAUGGAAACAUCGAUCAUGGAGAACCAAGAGUUGAACGAAAAUGUUCGUGCGAGUAACAGUGUAGAUCGCGAGAACCCCAAACGUAUCCGAUUUGUGGACACAAGUGGACUACCAAUCAUGAAAAUCCGCGAAGGGUACGAAAUUCGCUUCGUUGAAUUCCCUCAAUUAACUACAACCUCAAGAGUUGGUGUCGAUCAUUCUCAACAACUGUGUUUGCUUCUUAACAAACUAGGAAACGAUUGGAAGAAACUCAUUGAGGAAGUUGAAUUCUCCUUUGUCUGUUUCCUCAUUGGACAAGUUUUUGAAGGCUUUGAGCAGUGGAAGAGAUUUAUUCAUUUGUUAUGCUGUUGUCCCUCAUCCUUUGCUACCCUUAAUGAUCUCUACAUAGCAUUCAUCCGUGUUUUGUUUUUCCAAUUGAAAGAAUGUCCUAAAGACUUUUUCAUUGACAUCGUUUCGAGAGACAACUUCUUAACAACUACACUGUCUAUGCUGUUUGCAAACAUUCGAGAUUCGGAUAUAGCUUCAGCCGAGUUGAAAAAGAAAAGUUUACAGUUCAAGACAUACCUCACCCAACAGUUCAAAUGGGAUUUUGAAUGUGAUGAUUAA